Molecule: messenger RNA, 577 nt
Organism: Nematolebias whitei (Rio pearlfish)
Lineage: Eukaryota; Metazoa; Chordata; Actinopteri; Cyprinodontiformes; Rivulidae
Product: mannose-specific lectin
Exons: 3
Coding region: 61-411 (116 amino acids)
Source: RefSeq, a predicted model, not a curated record
AUGCUCACAUCCUUUUCUUCUGCUCACUGACUGACUGCUGUUCAACACUCGAGGCUAAAAAUGAGCAGAAACUAUCUGUCCAGAAAUAGUGAGCUCCGUAGGGGAGACAGUCUUGUGUCCAACAAUGGACAGUGGAAGGCCGUCUUCCAGGAUGAUGGAAACUUUGUCAUCUAUGGCUGGAAGCCCGUGUGGUCCGCAGACACUAACACUACAGGCGCCGUCCGCCUGUGCAUGCAGGAUGACUCCAACCUGGUCAUGUACAACCAAGAAGACCACCCUCGAUGGCAGACCAACUCUCACUAUGACGGCUCUGCCAUGUGCCGUCUACAACUGACCGAUGACGGCAAACUGCUUAUCUUCAGAAAUGCCCAACAAAUCUGGAGCUCUGACUCUUCCAAAGGCAUGAGGUGAAAAAUGUGAUGAUGCACAGAUUUUCAGUGUGAGUUUUAUGCUUUAUAAAGCAUUUUUGGCAGUAAUCUAUAUCUAGACCCACAGUUGAAUUUUUAUUGCUAUCAUGCAACUAACAUGUUGCGCAAUUCAAAGCAGAAAUAAACAAUAAAAAAACAACUUUUUCUUC